This is a messenger RNA of Arabidopsis lyrata subsp. lyrata, 1685 nucleotides long. RefSeq names its product probable ADP-ribosylation factor GTPase-activating protein AGD8. Gene Ontology annotation, biological process: COPI coating of Golgi vesicle. Gene Ontology annotation, molecular function: GTPase activator activity. Lineage: Eukaryota; Viridiplantae; Streptophyta; Magnoliopsida; Brassicales; Brassicaceae. The record is from RefSeq and is a predicted model, not a curated record. The transcript is spliced from 6 exons. The coding region runs from base 96 to 1406 and encodes 436 amino acids.
AUUUCUUUCAAAUUUGUGAUCCAUUGUUCGUUCACAUCUUCAGAUUUUGUUUUCUCGCGAAAAUUUUCUUUAGAAAUCCUUCAAUUUGAUCAACAAUGGCUUCUUCUGCUGACAACAAUCUUACCGACAAAAACAUUGUUUUCAGAAAACUCAAAUCAAAAUCUGAGAACAAGGUCUGCUUCGAUUGUAGUGCGAAGAAUCCAACUUGGGCAUCGGUUACUUAUGGGAUUUUCCUCUGCAUCGAUUGUUCAGCUACUCAUCGGAAUCUCGGUGUUCAUAUCAGCUUCGUCAGAUCAACGAAUUUAGACUCGUGGAGCCCUGAGCAGCUUAGGACAAUGAUGUUUGGUGGCAACAACCGCGCUCAGGUGUUUUUCAAGCAGCAUGGAUGGACUGAUGGUGGCAAAAUUGAAGCAAAGUAUACUUCAAGAGCUGCUGAUUUGUAUAGGCAGAUUCUUGCUAAAGAAGUUGCUAAAGCGAUUGCAGAAGAGACGAAUUCUGGUUUACUGUCAUCUCCAGUUGCUACUUCUCAGCUACCGGAAGUAUCUAAUGGGGGUUCUUCUUAUUCUGUCAAGGAAGAGUUACCUCCUCCUAAAUAUGAAGGUGCCAGUGCCACUUCUUCGCCUAAAGCUUCUAAUACAGUUGUGCCUAGUACGUUUAAGAAACCUAUCGGUGCUAAAAGGACAGGCAAAACUGGUGGUCUUGGUGCGAGGAAGCUUACUACUAAGCCAAAGGACAAUCUCUAUGAGCAAAAACCGGAACAAGUUGCACCGGUUAUUCCCGCUGCAUCAUUAACAAAUAACGGGGAAAGCAAAUCAUCAGCUGGUUCAUCAUUUGCCUCUCGGUUUGAGUACAAUGACGACUUGCAAUCUGGAGGACAAAGCAUUGGUGGUACACAAGUGCUUAACCAUGUUGCUCCACCAAAGUCGUCAAGCUUCUUUUCGGAUUUUGGAAUGGAGAGUUCUUUUCCCAAGAAAUCAAGCUCCAACUCGUCAAAAUCUCAAGUUGAAGAAUCAGAUGAAGCAAGAAAGAAGUUCACAAACGCAAAGUCCAUAUCUUCAGCUCAGUACUUUGGGGAUCAGAACAAAAACGCUGAUAUGGAAUCAAAAGCUACUCUUCAAAAGUUUGCAGGCUCAGCAUCUAUCUCAAGCGCUGAUUUUUACGGUCACGACCAAGAUGAUUCCAAUAUCGAUAUAACAGCUAGCGAUCUCAUUAACCGACUUUCUUUCCAGGUAAAAGAUCCAUACCUACUCCUGAUUCUUUGGUUCUUGUUCAGAUCUUUUAACCUGUUGAUGAAUGUUCGAUUUCAAAUGUUUGAUUCAGGCGCAACAAGAUAUAUCGUCCUUGGUGAACAUAGCAGGGGAAACAAAGAAGAAGCUUGGAACUUUGGCUUCUGGUAUCUUCAGUGAUAUUCAAGACAGAAUGCUGUAAGAAGAAGACCACGAGGUCUCACAUGUUUUUUGAGUUUUUGAUUUGACAGAGAAAAAAAAGUAAGAAAGAAGCUUUGUCGGAAACUUCCAAUGAGGUUCACGUUUCUCUGUUUUUAUAGAGCUUUUUGGGAUUAUUGAGACGUGGCUAUUGUUGUUAUCAUCAACAUCUAUAUUGAUACACACUAUUAUAUUGGACAUGUUAUAGACUUUAUUAAAAUCUUUGUUUGUUUGCAGAAAAAGUGGAUUUAAUUGUGAUGA